ACGCAUCACGGGAGAAGGCGACGGGGAAUGCGGAAGUGACGUUAAAAAAAUUUGCCUCGCGCGAUCGACGGGUUUAGACAACAAAACUUGUCCCCCUCUCCGUCUCUGCGUGCGGUAGAUCUCCCGUCCAGCGACGCGGUAACUCGGCGGGGGGCCGCAGCGGUAUGGCGGCCGUCCUGUAGAGACACCCGAGCCGGGCCGGGCUUCGCGAGCCUCUCCACGGAGAGCUAUUUUCGGCAGGCGGGUUGAAGCUGCUCCUCCUACGUCACAGACCCAACUUGUCCGUUUUCCAUCCAGUCGAUGGCCUGCACUUUAGAGAAGGUGCUGAGCGAUGCGCGGACCCUUCUGGAGAGGCUGAAGGAGCACGACACGGCCGCCGAGGGCCUGAUCGACCAAACCGGGGCGCUGGGGCUGAGGGUGCAGAACAUGAAGGAGGUGGGCAACGCGCUCCCAGACAAGCACACGGAGGACAGCUCGGAGAUCCAAGAGCUCACCAAAUACAAGCCCCAUGUGCUUCUGACUCAGGAAAACACUCAAAUCAAGGAGCUGCAACAGGAGAACAAAGAACUGUGGCUGUCCCUCGAGGAACACCAGUACGCCCUGGAGCUCAUCAUGGGCCGCUAUCGCAAGCAGAUGCUCCAGCUGAUGAUGGCGAAAAAGGAGCUGGACACCAAACCGGUGCUCAGCCUCCAUCAGGACCACGCCAAAGAAGUGCAGAGCCAGGUGGAGCGGAUAUGCGAGAUGGGCCAGGUGAUGAGGAGAGCCGUGCAGGUGGACGAUCAGCACUACUGCUCCGUUCGCGAGAGGCUCGCUCAGCUGGAGAUCGAGAACAAGGAGCUUCGGGACCUCCUGGCCAUCAGCAAGGGGUCGGUGAAGACGGCGAGGGACGAGGCCAGCCAGCCGUCGCCCCCGGCCGCAGAGUGGGAGCACUCCCCGCAGGCGGCGUCCGAUGAAUGAUGGGCGCGGCGUGAGCCUGGACUGGGGUCGGGCGGGGGAAGGGAAAGAAAGCUGGCAUCUGGGAUGUGAAUUUUUCUGGUGGAGGUCACUUGAACACAGCGUUUUAGCUCUCAUAAAGGUUUUACCUCUGUGCGCGCACACGAUGCUUUUGAGCGCUCUCGUAAGGAGCUCUUUGUACAGUAAUUGUAUAAUCACUGCUGUCAUGGUGGAGUGGGUUCAGCCUGACCUGUGACGCUGACAGAGGUGUUUAAUUUGUCGCUAAGAUACACAUUAGGGGAGUUAUUAUUUUUUUGGUCAAAAGACACAGUUAAUUUUUAGAGAGACAGUUUCUACCUCUAUUUUAUUUUUUGCUAUAUUCACAUUCUCACCCGCUCAAAACGAGUAAGGACUGCGUGCUCGCUGCCGACAAAAUGACUCGUGGCUGUUUCACACAGAUUGACGUUAUAAUGAAUUUAUACAUUCAAUAGGUAUAAAUAUCUUUUCUUGUUUAAGGACUAUUAGCUUUUUUUUUUUAGACGGGGAAGCAGAGUAAAUGUACCAGCUCAUGGCAUGUCUUUGUAUAAAGUAAAAAAAAAAAAAGUGUAAUUGAAACAUUGUAAGAAAUUGUCAUCUCAGGAAACCAGUUUUGGGACAUGUUAUGAAUAUAAUAUGCAGUGUGUCAAAUAAAAUUUAUCCUGUACA
Messenger RNA from Fundulus heteroclitus (mummichog), 1638 nucleotides. Its product is annotated as suppressor of IKBKE 1. Lineage: Eukaryota; Metazoa; Chordata; Actinopteri; Cyprinodontiformes; Fundulidae. Bases 301 to 957 code for a protein of 218 amino acids. The transcript has 5 exons. The record is from RefSeq and is a predicted model, not a curated record.